GGAUCCUCCUUGGCCGUUCUCGCGUCUCUCCCGGCCCGCUGCGGGCCCCGCUCCGGCCGGUGCUUUGGGCCCGGGCGCCUCGGUGCGCUCGGCCAACGGCCUGUGCAAAGGGGUUCAGCCGAGCGCCCCGAAAGCCGGCGGGAGGCGGCCGUCGCCGGGGACCGGUCCUGAGGGCCCAAGGGAACAAAAGUGUUGAACUCCAACAUACGUAUCGUGAAGCAAGAAAGAAUCUAAUAUGAAGCAUAGAAGCAGAUAGUGCCAAAUUGCAAGCAAUAGGUGGUGUAUACAUUUCUGGAAAAGCAGUGUCCGUGUUGUUAUGUACACCUUCAAAAAAAAAGUUCAGAUCUGUAGGGGAAUUGUGUAAACUGAACUACAGGGUAGCAGUAUUUUAAUAGCUAUUAUAGAAGUGUAUUUACUGUGUUAAAAAUGAGUAAAAGAAAAAGCAGUGACACACCAGUAGGAAGAAUGAGUAGGGGGGCAACGUUUCCAUCUCCCACUGCUGCCGAGAUGGCGGAAAUUAGUCGAAUUCAAUAUGAAAUGGAAUACACCGAAGGUAUUAGUCAGCGAAUGAGGGUCCCAGAAAAACUAAAGGUGGCACCCCCAAACGCUGACCUGGAACAAGGAUUCCAAGAAGGUGCUCCAAAUGCUAGUGUGAUUAUGCAAGUUCCAGAGAGGAUUGUUGUAGCAGGAAAUACUGAAGACAUUCCAUUUUCGAGGCCAGCAGAUCUUGACCUUAUUCAGUCAACUCCCUUUAAACCGCUGGCACUGAAAACACCACCUCGAGUUCUUACACUAAGUGAAAGACCUUUAGAUUUUCUGGAUUUAGAGAGACCUCCUCCAACCCCUCAAAAUGAAGAACAGAUUCGUGCAAUUGGCAGGCUCAAAAGAGAGCGGUCUAUGAGUGAAAAUGCUGUACGUCAAAAUGGACAGCUGGUGAGAAAUGACUCCAUGUGGCACAGAUCAGAUUCUGCCCCAAGAAAUAAAAUUUCAAGGUUCCAGGCACCGAUUUCUGCACCGGAGUACACUGUGACACCAUCGCCACAGGUUCGGGUCUGUCCUCCCCAUAUGUUACCUGAAGAUGGAGCUAAUCUUUCCUCUGCUCGUGGCAUUUUGUCGCUUAUCCAGUCUUCUACUCGUAGGGCUUACCAGCAGAUCUUGGAUGUGCUGGAUGAAAAUCGCAGUGUGAGAAGACAAAAUGAAAUACGUUGUGAAAGACCCGUGUUGCGUGGUGGGUCUGCCGCCGCCACAUCUAAUCCUCAUCAUGACAACGUCAGGUAUGGCAUUUCAAAUUUAGAUACAACAAUUGAAGGAACUUCAGAAGACAUGACUGUUGUAGAUGCUGCUUCAUUAAGGCGACAGAUAAUCAAACUAAAUAGACGUCUACAGCUUCUAGAAGAAGAGAACAAAGAACGUGCAAAAAGAGAGAUGGUCAUGUAUUCAAUUACUGUAGCAUUCUGGCUGCUUAAUAGCUGGCUCUGGUUUCGCCGCUAGAGGUAACUUCAGCUCUCAAAAAAAUAUUGUCUCAACAGCUGAAAAUAUAAAGAACUUGCAAACUUCUUUGUUUCUGUCUCUGCUGUAUGCCAUUUUAUAGUUCAUCCCCUGAAAAUGUAUUCCUUCCAGAUAGGUGGGGGGAAAGGACUGACAGUUGCAGAAUUCAAGGUAUAUUCUGUCAUUCAGUUGUAUUCACUUUUAGCUAGCUCUGCAGUAACACCUACUCAAAAUCUCCCUUUGCAUGUUUUGUAAAUAGGCUGUAGGGUGGGUUGUUUUUGGUUUUGUUUGUUUUUUUUUUCUUUGUUUUUUUGCCUCAUCAGUCUACAUAACUGAUUCUUUGAGUUGGAGAAAAAGAUGCGUAGAGAAUGAAUUUAGAAGAGUAUCUGUAAAAGAAAGUUCUUUUGUCCUGUUGUUCAAGCCCUAGUGAAUGGUUUUGUUAAUAGACAUUUUUGCAUCUACAUUUCAACAUGAACUCUCAAGUCAUGGUCUCAUGUCAGAUUUAAUAAAAUCAAGCCACCUCAUGUUUCACGAUCACUUUAAUUAAAAUGAUUUAUAACAUUUCAGCAGUUGAUCUGAUACUUGUGUAUGAUGUGUGUUGUUUUUAUUUUAGUUUUGCAGAUGGUUUUCUAUAAAGUACAUUUUUACUAAGUGUGUGAAUGAUUUGGAAAAAAACCUACAAAAUAAGGUACAGAUGUAGUAUAUUUAAUAAACUGUCAACCAAAA
Suncus etruscus (white-toothed pygmy shrew) is the source of this 2214-nucleotide messenger RNA. It is a transcript of the gene MFF, whose product is annotated as mitochondrial fission factor. The transcript is spliced from 12 exons. Gene Ontology annotation, cellular component: peroxisome; mitochondrial outer membrane. Lineage: Eukaryota; Metazoa; Chordata; Mammalia; Eulipotyphla; Soricidae. The coding region runs from base 427 to 1491 and encodes 354 amino acids. The record is from RefSeq and is a predicted model, not a curated record. Gene Ontology annotation, biological process: positive regulation of mitochondrial fission.